This is a messenger RNA of Moneuplotes crassus, 1143 nucleotides long. Lineage: Eukaryota; Ciliophora; Spirotrichea; Euplotida; Euplotidae. The record is from the annotation of a GenBank genome assembly.
CUGAACUAAAAUUAUAAAUGGUAAAAAUUCACCAAAGAACUAAUUUAGCCAUUGAAGAAGAAAUCAGAGAGACAAGAAAGGGCUAAAAAUAGGGGAAAGACCAGAAAAUCUGAGAAGCAAAAAUUAGCCAAUAGCUCUAAAACGUCUCGUAAGGACAAGAACAAGGGUGAUGGCUCUAACAGUAUGAGGAAGGACCUUUUUCAAAACAAUAGAGAAGAAACCAAAAAGUACCCUAAAGUUGAUACUCCUGAAGAACAACAGGAAGACACUAGAGUUGAAGAAGAGAAAAAUAAUCCUUCUCUAAAAGAGCAUGGCAAAGUGAAACUCAGACUUAACAAAUCUAGAGGCUGCCAAAGAAAUCAGAAGAAGAGAGCAAUCAAAAAGACUAUUUGAAACCCGUCUGGGCACAAUCAGGAUAUGGCUAUAGAAUACGACAAUAAGAAAUAAGAGGCUCCAGAAGUACGCCAUUAAGUUCGACCAUAAAGAAGAAGCACCUGAUCUGGACAAAGUCAAUAAAGCUGUAAAGGCUAACUCAAAAGGCUUUAAGAAAGCGAAUAUCUUGAAGAUUGGUACCACCAGUGAAGUAAUUCAGAAAGGAGAGAAGGAUGUACUUCAAAAUUCACCAGCAAAACAUGUUUCUUUUGAAUCAGAUAUCCAGAACAGUCCUAAAAACUCUCAUGUGAUUAUAGAAGGGAGUGACUUACAAACUUCGUUUAUGCAGGUCUCACAUGAUCCAGGUAUCGCCCAGAACAUCAAUCAGUAUUUGAAAGAGCUCCAGGAAGUCAAAGCCAUUGGAGAAACAAACCAGAUGAUACUCAAGAAGCUGAUAGAGAAUGAGCAAGCCAAAAGUGAAAUGAAAUUCAAGAAGUUCAUAGCAGAGUUUGAAUAUUUUAAGGCAACUUUGACCAGCAAUGAGGAAAAGAAAACUAUGGAUGAUAUUAAAAAAGAGAUGAACGAUAUGUCUUCAACAGGAAGAGUGAAAGAGCGUUUCGUUGAAGCCGAGCAUCAGCUUGACACUGAUCCUCCAGCCCAAGCCAUUAUAAAGCAAGAUGAAGAUUAAUUCCAAACUUUUAUCCCAAUCUUGUCCAAUUUAUAAGUGAAAUAUGAUAUAACCCCCAAAACAUCAAAUAUUCAAUUUUUACU